AUGGCUCCGCCUGCACGGCCGCCGCGUGUUGGGGAGGACUGGGAGGAGGGCACCGGCGAGAGCUCCCCACCUCCUCGGUCGCCACAUGCGUCGGACCCCGACCGCCACGAGGUGCAGAGGAAGAUCUGCGGGCGCCUCCGCCAGACGGGGCGGCACGACCGUACGCUCGCAUACCCCACCUUCAACGCCCGCUUCGCCCGCCACAUCGAGAGGUUGCCGCGGAGGUACCUCCUCGACCUGGACAUCGACGGCAAGGUGGAAGAUGUCGUGCUGCACUGGAGGAUCCUCGACGAGUGCGCCGACCCCAACAAACGACCCGUCUUCCGCGCGCGAUUCCUCAUGCUGACAGCGUUGCUCUCUGAGGUCGGACUGAAUAUCCAGGAAGCUAAUGUUUACUCCACAAAGGAUGGUUUUUGUUUGGACGUUUUUGCUGUUGAUGGCUGGAAGACAGAGGAAACUGAUGAGCUGAUCGUGGCAAUUAAGGAGACAUUAACACAAAAAAAAAUUGUACGACACACUACUAUUUUUGACAUAUUUAUGAUUAAGGAUUAA
Messenger RNA from Miscanthus lutarioriparius, 552 nucleotides. NCBI's taxonomy places the organism in Eukaryota, Viridiplantae, Streptophyta, Magnoliopsida, Poales, Poaceae. The record is from the annotation of a GenBank genome assembly.